AGUCCCGAUUUUCACUCCCAAGUCAACACCCAUUCUCUGUUUUCAUCCCAGAAAUAAUCAAGAAAUUAAGAAUGAUGACAUUCCCGCAUUGAAUUCAGAAACCACAUCCAUCAGCCAUUAUCCAUGAUCCAAUCAAUGAAUGAAUGUGAAUUUCAACCUCAAAUUCCCAACACCCUAAUUGGAAAAUCAAAUAAAGAUGAGCUACAGAGAAGCAGUGGAGGAGAAAAUGGAAUUAGUGGAGCAAACUCAGAAUCAAGAAACCCCUACUGAUGAGAAUUCAAGUAGAAAGGGUGGUCUAAAAACCCUUCCUUUCAUCAUCGUGAAUGAAGCAUUUGAGAAAGUAGCAAGUUAUGGGAUUCAACCAAAUUUGAUUUUGUAUUUGAUGAACGAGUACCAUUACAGUAUUGCUACUGGGGUAACUAUUUUGUCUAUCUGGUCAGCUUCAUCAAAUUUCUUGGCUAUUUUUGGUGCUUUUCUAUCAGAUUCAUACGUGGGAAGAUUUAGAGUUAUUGCUUUGGGUUCCACUGCUAGCUUUCUUGGGAUAGUCCAGCUAUGGUUGACAGCAAUGUUUCCACAGAUGAAACCAAAACCUUGUGAUUUGUCUUUAAAUGUAUGUGACUCGGCGACACUAGCUCAGUUCCUUUUUCUAUUAUCAUCUCUUGGACUAAUGUCUAUUGGAGCUGGUUGUGUUAGACCGUGUUCGAUAGCAUUUGGUGCUGAUCAGUUGCCUCAAAAAGACGACCCCGCAAAAAAUGAAGAGAUCUUACAGACCUACUUCAACUUUUAUUAUGCUACAAUUGGAAUUUCAACUCUGCUUGCCUUGACAGUUAUCGUGUACAUUCAAGAUCACAUGGGAUGGAAAGUGGGUUUUGCAGUUCCUGCCAUGCUCAUGUUCUUGUCUGCUCUUUUCUUCUUCCUUGGGAAUUCUUUCUACAUCAAAGUGAAAGCCAGCACAAGCCUAUUUACUGGAUUUGCUAAAGUCUUCGUAGCGGCAUGGAAAAAUAGACGUCUUGAUCUUGCUCUUGCUCCCCAAACAAUCAACUCGGAUGGGGUUUAUUACUACAGCAAGGAUUUAGAGCCUAUGGCACCAUCAAACAAUCUAAGGUUUCUAAAUAAAGCUUGCAUCAUUAGAGAUCACGUAGAAGAUUUAAAACCUGACGGAUCACCUGCCAAACCGUGGGAGCUCUGCACUGUCAGUCAAGUAGAAACCUUCAAAUCACUAAUCAGAGUUAUCCCUAUCUGGUCUACCGGUUUCAUGAUAUAUAUGACACUCUCACAGAACUCCAUUCCAGUUCUCCAAGCAAAAACCAUGAAUCGACACAUAACCACUAACUUUGAAAUUCCAGCAGGGUCCUUUGCCUUGUUCACAAUUACUACGUUAACAAUAUGGGUAGCAUUUUAUGAUCGAGUAAUUGUCCCCAUACUUGCAAAGUACACUGGAAAGCCAAAUGGGAUCAGUGCAACAAUAAGAAUGGGUAUCGGAUUACUGCUCUCAUGCAUAGCCAUGGCUGUUGCAGGAAUAGUAGAACACAUUCGCAGAAGAAAUUCAGUCGAAGAAAACUUUUCCAUAUCGGCACUAUGGUUAGUGCCACAAUUUUGUUUGAUUGGUUUAGCAGAGGCUUUUAAUGCAAUUGGACAAAUAGAAUUUUAUUACAGGCAGCUUCCAAAGAGCAUGUCUAGCGUUGCAGUGGCAUUUUUCACAUUGGGUACAGCUUUUUCGGGUUUGUUAGGGGGUUUAAUCAUAAGUGUUGUUGAUAAAGUUACCAAGAGUGGUGAUAGGAAAGAGAGUUGGGUGUCCAGAAAUCCUAAUUUGGGUCACUAUGAUUAUUAUUAUUGGUUUCUUACUUUCUUGAGCGUCAUCAACUUUUUCUACUUUGUAAUUUGUUGUUGGUGCUAUGGGCCAUGUGGAGAAGAGGAAAAUACUAGGGCUUCUGAUGAUGCAGCAGAAGUUAAUGAAGGGAUGUUGGAAAACUCUAGGGAUCUUCCUAGCUGCUCUUAAGCUUGAUCCAUUUUUGUAAUAAUCUGCAAAGUAAUCGUAGUUUCAGGUUUCUUUCCAAAUUUUAUGUGGUUUUACAUACAUUUUCAGAAAGCUCUCAGGUAUAACUCAUUACUUGUGCUUUAAUUAGCUCUCAAAUGUGGCUUGAAGUUGAAUUCAGGUAUGUUAUAAGACUUCGCUUUCA
This is a messenger RNA of Papaver somniferum (opium poppy), 2180 nucleotides long. Its product is annotated as protein NRT1/ PTR FAMILY 1.1-like. The transcript has 4 exons. Gene Ontology annotation, molecular function: transmembrane transporter activity. Bases 197 to 1999 code for a protein of 600 amino acids. Lineage: Eukaryota; Viridiplantae; Streptophyta; Magnoliopsida; Ranunculales; Papaveraceae. Gene Ontology annotation, cellular component: plasma membrane. The record is from RefSeq and is a predicted model, not a curated record. Gene Ontology annotation, biological process: transmembrane transport.